AAAACUAGAUGCUUUACCGUUAUUAAACACCGCUGGUCAAGGCACCGUGAGAAUUGACACGGCAGCGGGAGCGAAACUUAAUCGACCCAAUUGUCAGCAGCCGCUAGCUGUUUGGUGCUGGGUUGUGUUAUGCGGGUCUGGAAGGUUCUGGUUUCAGUUAAUCGUUGCCUUGGAUAGCUCAUUAGCUUCAAGUUGAAUGCUAGCCCAGGGCUAGCCGUGUAGCUCCAUCGGCUGUUGGGAGCUCUCCGCACGGCAUUCAUGGAUUGAUUGGCCGAUCAGUGUGAACGCUGGACUCUAUGUACCUAUUCAAAGUUUUUAUUGUAACACAAACAGCGCCAAUGACUCGCUUGGAUUAAAAACACUUUUUAGAGGAAUACGGGGCACAGACGAUCUGGCAUUGCGACACUGUUUGGAGUGUCGAGGCGGAGUUUGCCGUCAUGUAUUUUCUAACCGGCUGGCCCCGGAGGCUGCUUUGUCCGCUGAGGAGUGAAGAGGAGCCCUUCCACAUCCAGCCCAGCUCCCAGAGGUUUUACUUCGCCGUGCUGUCGGAGACGCAGCUCAGCAUCUGGUUUAGUCGGCCCAGUGUUUUGAUAGUCAGCUAUAUCGAGUCUGCAAAGGCGGCUGCCCAGUUUGGCUUCUACCAGAAGGCAGAAUGGAAACCAGACGACUCCAUGAUAGCUGUGGCGACUGCCAAAGGCUACAUCCUCUUGUUUGAUGUGCUGGGUGGAGGGGAUGACAAAUCCCUCUAUGAGCCUGUCUAUCCAAAAGGAAGUCCUCGUGUGAAGGUGACCCCGGGUUAUAAGGAGGAGCAAUGUGCCCCCGCUCUGUCUUUAGAGAUGAAGAAGCCUGUGGAUCUGGAGGCCCCAAUCACCAGUCUGCAGUCCCUCCAGGAGGACUUGUUGGUGUGCACGGCAGACGGCUACCUCCAUGUGCUGCACUGGGACGGGCUAGGUAGCAACGGACGCAAGGCCAUCUGCCUCACUACAAUCCCCUUCUCGCUAGACCUGCAGUCUGCUCGAGGAGGUCCCUCUCUGGACCUGGAGGGAGUGUAUAUCCGUUGUAUGGAAUAUUGUGUAACCCUGGACGGCUUCGCUGUGGUUCUGAGUGACGGACGCCUGGGCUUUAUCACGCCACUCAGCAACACCAUCACCGCAGAUCAGCUGCAGGGUGUCUGGGCUGCAGAUGUGACUGAUGGCACCUGCGUGGCUGUCAACAACAAGUACAGACUGAUGGCCUUUGGCUGUGCCAGCGGCUCGGUGCUGGUGUACAUGAUAGACACGACAACAGGAUCCAUGCAGCUCUCCCACAAACUGGAGCUCACCCCGAAACACUACCCAGACAUCUAUAACAAGACGGGCCCAGUCAAGUUGAUCUGCUGGUCACCUGACUACAGCGUUGCCAUGGUAACAUGGGAGUGUGGUGGCCUAUCACUGUGGAGUGUCUUUGGAGCUCACCUCAUCUGCACUUUGGGAGAGGAUUUUGCGUAUCGUUCUGAUGGUACCAAGAAGGACCCCAUUAAAAUCAGCUCUAUGAGCUGGGGAGCAGAGGGUUACCACCUUUGGGUGAUCCCUAACAAACAGGAGAGGAGAAGGCAGGAGGAGGAGCAGGAGGACGAGGAGAUGGUCACACCUCCUCACCGCUCCCUGCAGGCCGGCAUACUGCAGUUCCACUUCAUCAAGAGUGCCCUCACAGUCAACCCCUGCACGAGCAACCAGGAGCAGGUGCUGCUCCACGGUGAAGACCGCCUCUACCUGACCUGUGGAGAGCCCUCGCAGGUCCACAGCGCCUCUGACACACACCCACACACACACCUACACCCACACGACAGCAGCCCACUGCAUCAUCCCCCCAACCCCGACUCCUCUCUCUCUCAGGGACUCAGCACUUUACUGGGACACAAGCACUGGCACGUGGUCCAGAUUCACAGCACAUACCUAGAGAGCAACUGGCCUAUACGGUUUGCAGCCAUCGACACAGCAGGCCAGUGCAUGGCUGUAGCAGGGAGGCGGGGCUUUGCACACUACUCCUUAUUCACAAGGAAAUGGAAGUUGUUUGGAAACAUCACUCAGGAGCAGAACAUGACAGUGACGGGAGGUCUGGCUUGGUGGAAGGAUUUUGUCGUGGUGGCCUGUUACAAUUUUACAGACCAGCAAGAGCAGUUGAGGCUCUAUCAACGAUCAACCAACCUGGACAACGCCUUUGCGUCCGUCACUAAGCUGCAUUCAGACACUCUGCUGCUCAACGUCUUCAGAGACAUGGUCAUCCUGUUCAGAGCUGACUGCUCCAUCUGCCUCUAUAGCAUAGAGAGGAGGAACGACAGUCCACAUCCGACAGCCAGCGUGGAGUUGUUGCAGGAAGUGUCAAUGUCUCGCUACAUCCCUCAUCCUGCCCUCGUGGUCUCCGUCACACUCACCUCUGUGCGCACAGAGACUGGCAUCACAUUGAAAGCCCCGCAGCAGGCCUGCAUGGCAGAGAGCAUCAUGUUGAAUCUGGCUGGCCAGUUAAUCAUGCUGCAGAGGGACCGUUCAGGACCGCAGGUACGAGAGAAGGAGACGCCUGCCAACAACAAAAAGCUGCUACCAUUUUGUCCUCCGGUGGUGUUGGCCCAGUGUGUGGAGAAUGUGUGGACCACCUGUCGCUCCAACAGGAAGAAGCGCCACCUGCUAGAGGCCCUGUGGUUGUCCUGCGGCGAGGCGGGGAUGAAAGUCUGGCUGCCGCUGUUUCCCCGAGACCAUCGAAAGCCCCACUCCUUCCUGUCCCGACGCAUCAUGUUGCCCUUCCACAUCAACAUCUACCCUCUGGCUGUGCUGUUUGAGGAUGCCCUUGUAUUAGGAGCAACCAAUGAAACUGUGCUCUACGACGGGCUGCAGGGAUCCUCUGAGCCACUGGAGGCGCUGUUUCCCUUCUGCACCGUAGAGAGGACUUCACAGAUCUACCUCCAUCACAUCCUGAGGCAGCUGCUGGUUCGCAACCUGGGUGAACAGGCUUUGAUGCUGGCUCAGUCAUGUGCCUCCCUCCCCUACUUUCCGCACGUCAUGGAGCUGAUGGUGCACGUCGUGCUGGAAGAAGAGGCGACAUCUCGGGAACCCAUCCCCGACCCUCUGCUGCCCACCGUAGCCAAGUUCAUCACAGAGUUCCCCCUCUUUCUUCAGACCAUUGUCCACUGUGCCAGGAAGACCGAGUACGCCCUGUGGAACUACUUGUUUGCCGCUGUGGGGAACCCCAAAGAUCUGUUUGAGGAGUGUCUCAUGGCUCAAGACCUGGACACAGCAGCCUCCUAUCUGAUCAUACUGCAGAAUAUGGAAGUUCCAGCAGUGAGCAGACAACACGCCACUCUACUCUUCAACACGGCGCUCGAGCAGGGCAAGUGGGACCUCUGCCGGCACAUGAUCCGAUUUCUCAAAGCAAUUGGCUCUGGGGAGAUGGAGACUCCGCCCCCAACACCCACCACUCAGGAACCCAGCUCAACUGGCGGUUUUGAGUUCUUCAGAAAUCGAAGCAUCAGUUUGUCGCAGUCGGCAGACGCCAUCGCUACGGGCAAAUUCAACCUGCAGAAGACCUUCAGUAUGCCCUCUGGACCCACUGCUAAAGGUCGGGACGUGGAGUGUGCAGAGAACAUGUACAUUGACAUGAUGCUCUGGCGUCACGCCCGCCACCUCCUGGAGCAGGUACGCCUUCGCGACCUGGGGUGCUUCUCCGCACAGCUUGGCUUCGAACUCAUUGGCUGGUUGUGUCGCGAACGAAACCGUGUGGCCCGCGUCGAGGACUUUGUCUCUGCGUUAAAGAGACUCCAUAAGGAUUUCCUCUGGCCCUUCCCUGUCAUUCCCGUGGGAAGCAUCAGCUCACCACUGAAGAACGGACGGUGUCGCACAGUGCUGAGCACACGGCUGUUGAAGUCGCAGUCAGCUGACAGCCUGUUGAACAGCGACAUGGACACAGUGCCACCUCAGGCAGCUUCAACCAACCACACCUGGAUAGACGGGCUCGGGCAGCGGGCCAAAGACAUGGACACAGCCUCGUCUGCUCACUCCAACCAACACUCACCACAGACACACGAUGCGUUCCUGUCCCUGCUCACCAACAAAGUGGAAGAGUACAGCGUUGGCUCGGCCACGGACCUGACGGAGACCAGCUCAGUGGUGGAUGGUGAUUGGACGAUGGUCGAUGAGAACUCCUCCACUCUGAGCCUGAGCCAGGCUGAGUUGGAGCACAUCUCCAUGGAGCUGGCCAACAAAGGGCCGCACAAGUCACAGGUGCAGCUAAGGUAUCUCCUUCAUGUGUUCAUGGAGGCAGGCUGUCUAGAGUGGUGUGUAGUGAUUGGUUUGAUCCUGCGGGACGCCAGCGUCAUAAAGCAGGUGAUCGGCUUCCUGGACAGCCCCGAGGUUCCCCAAGAAACUGUGCAGAGUGUUCGAAACGGCUUAUUAGCUGUUGACGCGUGGGUCUCCACUGACUGUCUGGGAUACAAACCAUUUCUGAACCUGAUCCAGCCGCAGCUGCAGGAGCUGAUGGAUUCAGCAGCUGAGCAGGUGCAGCCCGAGGCCUUCCAGCCCAGCACCCAGAGCUCCAAGCUCGGCGGCUCCGAAGGGCUGGGAGGAGCUGCCUUACCGCGGGCGGAGGACAGCAGAGGUGCGGCGGCUCCGCUGGGCCUGACCCUGCCCUCCCUCGAACCCGCGGGAGGUUUUCCCCGUCCCCCCUCUGAGGACUGUCCACCAGAGCAGACAGAGGAGCAGGGGGACGAGGAGGGAGCCUAUGACUGCACCUUAUCCUGAAGCCGGGAGCCUCCUCUGGACUCAAACCUGUGAACUCGAGGGAGAGAGAGGAGGAAGCAGCAGCUGCAGUGGCUGACUGGAAAUAUACUUUAUUUUUGUGCGUAUGUGUGUGUAUGCGUGUGUGAGUGUGCACAGAAAGUACCUUUCCUGCAGGUUCUUACUUCAGUCAGUAUUAUCCGCUCAUCAGAGCUGCCCUUCCUGUCGACCCUGUGGAUACGGAGCUACCAACAGAGCGACAGACAGCCCGACUGGCACAAACUCACGCACAACCAGAGACAGGGUUCAGUCCGAUGGUUCCACUCUAACAGGCCUCAUUAUACCAAGAUGAGCUGUUAGACAAAAGUUUGUCAGUUUGUGUGUUCAUACAUCAGGUUGUGGUGUUUGGAAGCUGUAGACCAGCACAGGAAAGCACCAGGAUUUUUUUUUUUUUUAAUUUCCAAGACAGAUGUUUUGUGUGUGUAGCUUUUCUUUGGCACUCAUACGAAGUGCAACUGGAGCCUUUGAAAUGUUUUUUUUUUCCACUGUCCAGACGAAAAGCUCCAUUGUUUCAUUUGGUUUAAUGCAAGAAUCAGUUCAAAGAUAAGAAAGGAAACCCUGAGUGUAUUUGCAUCAGCAUCAUGCUACAUUGCUAAGCAAAAUGUAGAACAAAGCUCUCGUCAUGAAACAUUUUCAGGACUGAAGUGCGUCCGAGCCUACAGUACAGCGUGCAGUUCUGUUUGUGUGCACAAGAGGUGUUUCAUACUUUCAUACCUCAUUUGAUUUGAAAAUAUUUUGUGAUAACUUUUUCAAUAAUGUAACAGUGUACAAGACAACAUUAUUUUUCUAUUAAUUACACCUUGUCCCGCUUGUAAAAAAAUAAUGGUAUGAAUUCUAUGUAAUUCUUAAGAAGUGACGACCUUAAGAUUUCUAAGAAAAUGAUCUCUGAGAAGAAUCCACCGUUGCGAGUGCAGACUUGUUUCUUGCCACUGGGCAUACCUCUGCUCCUGUUUAUUUUUUCAUGCAACAACGCCCCACCUUUGCUGAAGUUCAGGCCCAAAAGUGUCUAAGGGGAGUCUGAGCCAGGGUUUGAUCAAUCUGAUCUUCUUCAUGUGGUCCAGAUUUUAAACAACAAGCAGAUCAGUGUUUAGCCUUCCUAAAGGGGAGCAGAUUUAAGGCCAUAGUGCAGUGAAGGCGAUUUAAAAACCAAAUCAUUUGAUGCUUUAUCCAGCUUUUAAACACACAUUUGGGUUUCAGUCCGGGACAUUCAAAAUGUGUUUCCUAUCAUCAGCGAGACAGAUUGUUAAUAUCAUGUUAUUAAAGCCAUCCUACUCUGCAGAUUUUGUACCUAUCACCUAUGAAAGAGCAUCAUUUGAUUCCCUUGUCAGCAGUGUUAACAGUGACACGUCGGUAUCAUUUUUUUAAAGUGAGGUUGAGAUUGAUUUUGUCAUGGCAUUUGUUGUGGAAUGGAAGUGUGUAAUUUGCCCCUCAACAUCUGAUAAGGACUCAAUAUUUCGUCCAGUCCGGUAUGCAUAUCACAUCCCUACGUUGGUGCUUUUAGGGCCAUUGUAGGUAUUAAAAAUAAUUACAGAGCCACCGGUGGAGUGUAAUAUUUCAAGAAAAAAAAUCCGUAAUGUGAAAAUAAAUUUGAAAAUGUUUGUUUUUUGCUGGUAAAUUUUUUUUUCUUUGUAAAUGUACAGCUUUAAUCUCAGAAUAUCUUUUGUUUCUCUCAUAAAUUUACCACUCUAAUCUCAUUUUGAGUUUUUUCCCCCUCAAAUAAUGACUUUUUCUUGUAGUAUUACCUCCCUCCCUCCUACAAUGGCCCUAAUACGCUGUCCCCGAACGGCUUGAGACAGUGAUUAAAAUGUGUGUGCUUCUGUGUGGAUUUCUGAAUGUGUGUACCACAUUGUAUUGAGAACGUGUUGACAUGUUUGGUGACUUUCAUCACAUGUAAAUUGAUUUUAUCGUA
Centropristis striata (black sea bass) is the source of this 6714-nucleotide messenger RNA. RefSeq names its product RIC1 homolog, RAB6A GEF complex partner 1 (gene ric1). Lineage: Eukaryota; Metazoa; Chordata; Actinopteri; Perciformes; Serranidae. Gene Ontology annotation, molecular function: protein binding. Gene Ontology annotation, cellular component: cytosol; Ric1-Rgp1 guanyl-nucleotide exchange factor complex; Golgi membrane. The record is from RefSeq and is a predicted model, not a curated record. The coding region runs from base 438 to 4769 and encodes 1443 amino acids. Gene Ontology annotation, biological process: intracellular protein transport; retrograde transport, endosome to Golgi. The transcript has 27 exons.